GCGUGCCCCGGAAGCCGUUGAUCAGGCGGCGGGCACCGCGCGGCCUUCGCAUCCCUCCGGUCCCCGCACCCGCCGCCUCCCGCACCGCCAUGGCCUCCCCGCGGGCAGCCCGGCCCCCCGCGCGGGCCCCCGCGCCGGCAGAGGCCACAAAGACCAAGCCCGCCGAGGAGGGCGAAGCUCCCCCGCCCAAGAGAGCCCCCAUCUUCUACGGCAGUUUGGAGGAGAAGGAGAGGGAGCGGCUGGCCAAGGGGGAGGCGGGGCUGCUGGGGAAGGAGGCGAUGAAGGCUGCGCUGGAGGCCGGGAACAUCAACAUCAGCAGUGGUGAGGUCUUUGACCUGGAGGACCACAUGAGCGAGCGGCAGGCCGAGGUGCUGGCGGAGUUCGAGCGCAGGAAGAGAGCGCGGCAGAUCAACGUCUCCACGGACGACUCGGAAGUCAAGGCCUGUCUGCGCGCGCUCGGGGAGCCCAUCACGCUCUUCGGAGAGGGGCCUGCAGAGAGGAGGGAGAGGCUGAGAAAUAUCCUUUCAGUGGUUGGCACAGAUGCAUUGAAAAAGACCAGGAAAGAUGAUGACAGGUCCAAAAAAUCCAAGGAAGAGUAUCAGCAAACCUGGUACCACGAAGGACCACGCAGUCUGAAGACAGCAAGGCUGUGGUUGGCCAACUACUCACUCCCCAGGGCAGCGAAGCGGCUGGAGGAAGCUCGUCUGCUCAAGGAGAUCCCGGAGGCAACCAGGACAUCACAGAAACAGGAGCUGCACAAAUCCCUGCGAUCCUUGAAUAACUUCUGCAGCCAGAUUGGAGACGAUCGCCCGCUGUCCUACUGCCACUUCAGCCCCAAUUCCAAACUCCUUGCUACAGCCUGUUGGAGUGGCCUGUGCAAGCUCUGGUCUGUGCCUGACUGCAACCUUGUUCACACCUUACGAGGACAUAGCACCAAUGUAGGAGCAAUAGUGUUCCACCCCAAAGCCACUGUCUCCAUAGAGAAGAAGGAUGUCAACCUGGCCUCGUGUGCUGCUGAUGGAUCCGUCAAACUCUGGAGCCUGGAAAGUGAUGAACCAGUGGCAGAUAUUGAAGGACACAGCAUGAGAGUGUCACGUGUGAUGUGGCACCCAUCUGGGAGGUUCCUGGGCACGACCUGCUACGAUCACUCGUGGCGCCUGUGGGACCUGGAAGCUCAGGAAGAGAUUCUCCACCAGGAGGGGCACAGCAAAGGGGUCUAUGACAUUGCCUUUCACACCGACGGGUCUCUGGCCGGGACGGGAGGUCUGGAUGCUUUUGGCCGGGUGUGGGACUUGCGCACGGGGCGCUGUAUCAUGUUUCUGGAAGGCCACCUGAAGGAGAUCUACGGGAUCAACUUCUCCCCAAAUGGGUACCACGUUGCAACUGGCAGUGGUGACAACACGUGCAAGGUGUGGGACCUCCGCCAGAGGAGGUGCAUCUACACCAUUCCUGCCCAUCAGAACCUGGUGACCGGGGUGAAAUUUGAGCCCAAUCACGGGAACUUCCUGCUCACGGGCGCCUACGACAACACGGCCAAGAUCUGGACUCACCCCGGCUGGUCCCCCCUGAAAACCCUGGCUGGUCACGAGGGGAAGGUGAUGGGACUGGACAUCUCCCUUGAUGGCCAGCUGAUAGCAACCUGCUCCUAUGACAGAACCUUCAAGCUGUGGACAGCAGAGUAGCUGGGAGGUGCAGCUGCGGAACUGGAAGGGAGCCUUUGGGAGGAGUCUGGCUUCAAACUUGAUCUUCAGUUAAAGAAGGGAAAGCUGUCAGGGUUAGAGGAACACAGCACCUGCCUCCCCUGCACCUGCAGAGGUGGUCUGUGGCUGUAGGGGUCUGCACCCCCUUGUGUUCCCUCACAGUGGGUAGUAAAGGCCAGGAAUGUUGAUCUUUUCCAUGUACCACCUCAGACCUCUCCUGUCCCAGCUCCUUCAGCUGUCUCAUGAGCUGGGUGUUUGAAGUCCAGGUUGGCAUCUCCUGGUUAGGGUUUUGGCUGUCUCACCUGGGAUGAUAUGAAGGCAGCUCUUUCAUGGUAGGGUUGUCUUGUUCUAACACCGUGAGGAGCUUUCUCAUGUGUUCUAUAUUGUUUAAACUGAGAUUUUGCAAUUGUUGUGUUCUGGAAAAUCAAAGCCUGUUUUGGACCUGCA
Apus apus (common swift) is the source of this 2147-nucleotide messenger RNA. It is a transcript of the gene PRPF4, whose product is annotated as pre-mRNA processing factor 4. Gene Ontology annotation, biological process: mRNA splicing, via spliceosome. NCBI's taxonomy places the organism in Eukaryota, Metazoa, Chordata, Aves, Apodiformes, Apodidae. The coding region runs from base 90 to 1682 and encodes 530 amino acids. Gene Ontology annotation, molecular function: protein binding; U4 snRNA binding; U6 snRNA binding. The record is from RefSeq and is a predicted model, not a curated record. The transcript is spliced from 15 exons. Gene Ontology annotation, cellular component: U4/U6 x U5 tri-snRNP complex.